AUGAAGUUGAAUCUUGCAAUAUUGCUUAUUCUCUUAUUGGCCGUUGCUUAGGCAAGAAGAGUUUAAUUUUUGGGGCAUCAUCAAGAGGAUGAAACAGGAAAGGAAAAUGGAGAAGAAAACCAAGGCAAUGGAGAAGAAAACCAAGGGAAUGGAGAAGACGGGCAAGGUAACGGAGAAGAAGGCCAAGGAGAUGGUGGAGAAGGGCAAGGAAAUAGUGGAGAAGAAGACCAAACUAACGGAGAGGAAGGUCAAGGCAAUGGAGGAGAAGAGAGUGGAUAAGGCGGCUCUGGUGAUUCCGGUAUUUAAUAUAUCUGAAAAUAGGAUCUGAUAAUGGCGGUUCAUGUUCAAAUGGGGGUAAUGAAGGAGGUUAAAGUGAGCCAGUAGAAUAAUAAACUUGCAAAGGUGUGAUAUUUGAUGCAGGAAGCUCAGGAACAAGAGUAUUUGUUUAUUCUUGGCCUUGCAGAUUAUUCCAUUAUGCAAACCCAGAGAUUGAGAUAACUUAAAAGGUAUUCAAAUUAUUUUCAAUAUUAGGUCCCUUCAGUCAAGAAAAACCCAGGAAUCUCACAUUUCGGAAACAACAUAGCUGGAAUUUAGGAGUAUUUGCAGCCUUUGUUGGAUUUUGCAAAUGAACAUGUUGAAGAAGAAAUCAGACAUAGAACACCAAUUCUACUUGGAGCUACAGCAGGCAUGAGAAUUUUGGAUUGGGGAUAACAAUAUGAUGUUAUGGAGGAGGUUAGAAGAAUUUUGGGGCAGAGUGGUUAUUUGUUUUAAAGUUAAGAGUGGGCAAGAAUAAUAAGUGGAAAAGACGAGGUAAAUUUUAAAGCAAAUUUAGGGCGCCUAUUUGUGGUUGUCUGUCAAUUAUCUGAAGGGUUACUUCGCUAGUAGCAACUUAGAUGAAUAAGGAAAAUUGAGAGAAAGUUAUACAACAAUUGAUAUUGGUGGUGCUAGCACUUAAUUGGCCGAUGAAAUCACUGAAUAAGAUCAAUAUUACUUGUCAUACGAUGAUGAAUAUGGAACAGAUUAUCAUACUUUUGAUACAUCCAUCUAUAAUAUUUCAUUGUAUUCUCAUUCAUGGUUGUAUUUUGGAUAAGACCAAGCAAGAAUUUAGAUAAAUAACUUCUUACACAAUUUACAUAAGAGAUCCGCAAGCUUUGAAAAUCCAUGCUUUUUAAAAGGAUAUAAAGCCAAAUAUAACGAUGAUGUUGAAGUGGUUGGUACUGGUAAUCCAGAUGAUUGCAAAGAUUUAAUCGAUUUAUAUUUACUGGGAUUUAAUAGCACAUGUGAUUAAUGUACCAUUUAAGAAUCCUAUAUUCCAAAAAUCUAUCCAGAUUCCAGGUUGUAUGCUGGUGGAUCCGCUGAGUUUGUAGCAAAAAUCUUUAAUGAAGAUGAUGACUUCAACUGGACAGAAUUCAAAUAUUUUGAUGAAUUUUGUUCUAAAGAAUUCGAUGAUACUAAUAAGGACAAAUAUUAUCCUACUUAAUGCUUCUUAGGCCUUUAUGUUAAAGAAUUAUUCGCUGCUGGUUACAGAGUACCUCCUGACACGUAUAAAUAUUUGGUUAUCCUCAUAGUUUGAUUGAAAUAGGAAAGAUUAAAGACAUUGAACCAUCAUGGACUUUGGCUGCUAUGUUCGAUUAAAUUGAUGAUAAUGAGCCUUGUACUGACAGUCCCAAUUGCAAUUUAAGAAGACAUAUGAAACAAUGGAGAAAGGACAGCUUCCAUCCUUCCAUGAAGGAACAUAAACGCAGGGCUCCUUUGUCAAAUUUCACACCCUGA
Paramecium octaurelia is the source of this 1773-nucleotide messenger RNA. The record is from the annotation of a GenBank genome assembly. NCBI's taxonomy places the organism in Eukaryota, Ciliophora, Oligohymenophorea, Peniculida, Parameciidae.